Molecule: messenger RNA, 396 nt
Organism: Scutellospora calospora
Lineage: Eukaryota; Fungi; Glomeromycota; Glomeromycetes; Diversisporales; Gigasporaceae
Source: the annotation of a GenBank genome assembly
AUGUCUUCAGCCAAUUCUUAUGUAUCACGAUUAUUAAAGAUAUGGAAACAAGCACGUUUACCCUGGCGUCAACGAGUAUUUGUAGGUUCAGAUUUGUUUGGAAACGAGUAUUAUGAGAGUCGUCAGCCUAUUAACGGACGAAAAAAACGGAUGGUCGAGCCGAAAGAAAAGAAGUCUCUGAGCGAAUAUGAUAGCGAUUCUUUACCUGUACAAUGGCAAAGUUGGUUAAGACAUACGAGAUUUGAACCUCCUACUAUAGAGGAAAUUGUUAUGGCUAACAAACGAAGAGAAUUGAUUAUUCAAAGAGCAAAGACUUUGGAUAAAGAUUGGGAACGGCGUAAAGAAGAAUUGUCACGUGGGAAAAUUCCUGAUAACCAAAAUUUAAAUAUGAAGAUG